CGCGAGUGGAAACUAGGUUUCGGCGAGCGACUGUCGAGUUGUUGAGCAAAAUGGCGAGAAAAGGUCUCCCGGCGGACAUGAUAGCGGCCACGCUCUGCCGUCUGCCGGCGAAAUCACUGCUGCGCCUCCGCUGCCUCUCCAAGUCAUGGUGCUCCGAAAUAGACAGUCCCUCUUUCGCCCAACUCCACCUCCAAAACUCCACGGGAACCGCCUCCAACCUCAGUCUCGUCCUCCGACACUCUUUUCUCUCCUCCGUGGACCUCGAACGCCUCGACGCCGCCGUCGUGAAGCUGGACCACCCGCUCGAAGCUCACACGUUCGGAACCGAGAUCCUCGGCUGCUGCAACGGACUGCUCGCGCUCCGCAAUUCGGACGAGGAAAUCGCAUUCUGGAACCCUACCACUCGCGAGCACCGGAUGCUCCCCAAGGCGGAGAUCGAGCUUCCUCCGGGGGAUUCCAGGUGGGCGUUCGUCGUCUAUGGCUUCGGGUACGACUCUGUUCACGACGACUACAAGUUAGUCAGGCUGGCUCAGUUUUACCGAGAUGGUGUUUCCUCUUCGGAGGCGAAGGUUUACAGCUUUAGGGCAAAUGCAUGGAGGGGAAUUGGGGAUUUUCCUUAUUACCUUAGAUACCAGAGGUGCCAUGGAGUUCUUGUAAACAAUGCUCUGCAUUGGGUGGUUGGCAGAGAUGAAUCUAGAGGUGGGAGGUUGAUAGUUGCACUGGAUUUGGGAACUCAGGAGUAUCGAGUGGUUGAGCAGCCCGAUUACGGGGAGAGGAAAUUUCACUUGAAUGUGAAGGAGCUGGGAGGCUGCCUCGUUAUCGUAGCGAAUUACCAUCCAGAGUGGGUUGAUCUGUGGGUCAUGAAGGAAUACGGGGUGAAAGAGUCAUGGACUGAACUUGUGACGUUGAGACAGCCAGCUAAACCGUAUACUUUCGAGUUCGUGCUCCCUGUUGCUCAUGUGGGUGAUGGCUCCAAGAUUUUGCUUGUUCAGGAUAAUAACAAGUUGAUUUGCUAUGAUUUGAGAAGUGAGGAGGUUGAUGAGGUCAGAGUUGAAGGUCUGUCGAAAUAUUUUGAAGUGACAUUGCUGGCGGGUAGCCUCGUGAAGCUUAACAGCGGCUGUGAGGGUGUGGCAAAUGCAGUAAACUUGAUCGGAGCCGGUGCUGAUGAGAAUCAGAGCUAGAAGAAGAAGAAGAACAAUGGCGGGGAGAACCAAGGAGAGAGGUACGAGUUUCAACUUUCAAUUCCUUCUCUCUGAUAAAGUGAUUAACAGCCUAAUUUGACUGAACAGAAGAUCUUCCUGGAAUUUAUUCUUCAUUCUAGCUUAGGGAGUUAGUAUGCUGUCAUGUGAGCAAUGUGGCCAUGAAAAGUGGUGGAGACUUGUAUGUUGGUUUUAAGUAAUUUAGCCUUGUGAUUUAAGUCUUUAGGAACACUAGACUGUAUAACUGCAAACUUGAUGUUAACCUGUAGGUAUGCCCUUAUGCAAUAGAAAUAUCCUUCAUAGAAAGAUGAAUAACAAAGCAGUAUGUCUUGGUUUCUAAUGGAGCAUCGAGUUCUUGGUUGCUCUUGUCUCUGCAGACAAAAGGGGCCUUUAAGUGGCAUAUUAGAAUAGUUUAGUGCUAGUUCUACAUUAACUAAUGGAGCAUCGAGUUCUUGUUUUGCUUUCCAGAGUAGGAACCCUCACUAAUGAACUGAAUACUGGUAAAUUGUUUUCUGUUUCAGGCUGUGGGAGGAGACACAGACAGGAGCGACGCUGAUGAUGGCGAUGCCCUCUUUUUAUUAACUAAGAGUAGAAUAGCAAAGUCGUAGUUUAAGUAAGUAUGACCUAGUAAUGGUAGUGUGCAUAAGUAUAUGACCUUGUAAUGACUAAUGAUGCACUUGGCUCUAUCCUUCUUGCUUGAGUAACCCUUUGGCACCUGUGUCCAAUUGUGGUGAAUAGGAACAAUGGUCAAGUUGCUGUUAGAUAUCGAAUAUCGAUAUGUUUUGUUGUCAUAGAGCGUGUUGGCCGGGGACGCGAUAGAUAUCGGAUAUCGAUAUGUUUUGUUGCCAUAGGGCGUGUUGGCCGGCGACGUGAUGAACUUUCACCCGACUGCCUGUAGAAGCAGUAAUGAGUUUGUACGUAGUCGUCUCGUACUUUUGUCAUUCUUCUCUAGAUGAUGAAUCAUUUGAGAAAGUUAUGAUCGAUGUGAGUUAUGAUCGAUGUGUUGUUUAGGAAUGAAGAUAUGACCUUUUCCCGUUACAAAUUGGGAAGUGAUUUCAAGUGAGCUUUGAAUUGAUGAUAAUAAAGAUUGGUCAUUUAU
Molecule: messenger RNA, 2298 nt
Organism: Linum trigynum
Lineage: Eukaryota; Viridiplantae; Streptophyta; Magnoliopsida; Malpighiales; Linaceae
Source: the annotation of a GenBank genome assembly